AGUUAAAAGGGUCAGUUUUGUAAAGAGUGUUCUAGAGUUUGAGCUGAAAUGUCUUGUUUUUGGUUUAUCAGGUUAACAUUAGCAAUCACAGGAGUGGGCCUAUUGGUUGUCUUAACUGCCAUGAUUGGUUUUCUGCCCAAUGGGAGGAUGAAAAAUUUUCUCAGUGAGAAGGUGCACCUGAUGUGUUACCGUAUCUGUGUGAGAGCGCUGACUGCUAUCAUCACAUACCAUCACAGUGAAAACAAACCCAAGAAUGGAGGCAUCUGUGUCGCCAACCACACGUCACCUAUUGACGUCAUUAUACUAGCCAGUGAUGGAUGCUAUGCAAUGGUGGGUCAGAUCCAUGGGGGCCUGAUGGGGCUCAUUCAGAGGUCUAUGGUGAAGGCUUGUCCACACAUUUGGUUUGAGCGCUCAGAAGUCAAAGAUCGCCAUCUAGUGGCUAAAAGGUUGAGCGAUCACGUAAAAGACAAAAGCAAACUGCCCAUCCUCAUAUUCCCCGAAGGAACCUGCAUUAAUAACACAUCAGUCAUGAUGUUCAAGAAAGGAAGCUUUGAAAUUGGCUCAACCGUCUACCCUGUCGCCAUAAAGUAUGACCCUCGGUUUGGGGAAGCCUUCUGGAACAGCAGUCAGUUUGGGAUGAUGAAUUAUCUGCUCAGGAUGAUGAGUAGCUGGGCUAUCGUGUGCAGCGUGUGGUACCUGCCUCCGAUGAUUCGUCAGGAAGGUGAGGAUGCAAUGCAGUUUGCUAACAGAGUAAAGGCAGCCAUUGCCAGACAGGGUGGUCUAGUGGACCUGCUGUGGGAUGGUGGGUUGAAACGAGGGAAAGUGAAAGACACUUUCAAAGAGGAGCAACAAAAACUCUACAGCAAGAUUUUGGUUGGAACGCAAGAGGUCCGCAGCCGCUCUUGAGGAGAGAAGAUGAAUCAGGUGAGGACCUGGAGGGCAAGAGACGGUUCAGAGACCUGGACAACGACGUUAUGGUUUCGUUUUACAUCCAAUAACAAGUACUGUCCUUGUUUAAUUGUUCCUUUUUUGGGAAAAAGACCAAAGUGUGUCCAGUGUUAGGUCAGAUCGGGAUCAGAACACCAUGAGGUGUGUUUUGAUGCGUAAUGCUACUUGAACUGAAGUCAAUGUAGCGUGAUUCAGUCCAUGGUGGCCGGGUCACUCAUGAGGAGUCAUAACCACGCAAUGCAGCAGUUUAUUUUCUUUUUGUCUGUUUUAUUAUCAUUUACUCUUAACAUGUCAUUAGGACGCGGUAAACUAUUAAAUUUGAUGGCCAUGUAUGGCUGAAGGAAACGCCUCAUCAGGCUGCACAUAGGUGUCCAAGAGCAUUUCUAUCUCUCUGCUAUACUUCUGCUGCGUGAAUCACUUUAAUCCUGGAUUUUAACAGGAGAAAACAGUGGAAAUAUGCAUGGAAAACCUGCAAUUUAUUUUGAAGACAUCAAGGGUAGCCUGACCUUUGCACAUGAAUAAUCUGCAUUGAACUUUCAAAAUACCUCUGGAUAAACAAUCAAACCUGUGUGAAGGGUUUGAGAAGAAUUAGUUAUACAGUAUGUUGUUAGUUUUUUUUUUUUUUUCUCGUCUUUGUGUGAAAGAUCCAGAACUUUUCCAUUCAUAUCUGGGAGUCAAAUCAUGAGAAUCUUAAUGACGCUGGCCAAGUGACGGCCAAUUGAAAAGUCUCUGAACUAUUCUUCAGGUACUGCACUCAUUCAGAUUAAACCCAUUGUUUGUGAUGUGUUAAACAACACUAUGCAGCAUGUACUGUACAUAUGCAACCAGUGUUUCCUACAGGAUUUUUUUUUUCAGAUCAAUCAACCCUUAAACAUGUUAAACGAUAACAUAUUUUUUUCAACACAUCAAUACAUUUUUUUCAAUUUAUUAUUAUUAUUUUAAAGUAAAAUUUUUAUUUUUUACAACAAAAAUCUAAAAUUCUGUUGCAAAUUUAUGUCUUCAAAACACAGUUAUCAGUUCUGGGCUCAUUUUGAGUUGAUUGAGUGAGCGAGUAAUCAGAUUCGAUUGAAUAAGCUGUCUGAUGAUUUAUCUGUGUGAUUUUUGUCUGUAGAAAAAACUGCAGACAGGCUGAAUGAACAUAAAAAUUCACUAAUUACAUUAGUCUUAAACAAGCCUUUACUGAACUCAAAAAUGACACGUCCUUGCAAAUGAAGCUUUAGCGCAACAACAUCGUGAAUAUCAGUGCAGGAAACACUGUACGCAACUAACUAGCUCUAAAACACUAAACACUCAUAAUGAAGCAGAAUGAAAAAAGUAGUAAUUUUACAACAUGCUGUGUAAACAGAAAUAAAGUCAAACACUCUUACAUUUGAAUAAUAAUUACUUUGCGACUGCUAAAACAGUCUGUUCUAUGUAGUAUGAAUUUGUCUAAUAUGAAUGUAAUCUGUAUGUACUACAUGUCAUGUGACUAAUAGUAGCAGUGUCAGUUGCGUUGCUUCACUGUCAUUCACAAACCCUCUCAUGGCAUCAUCCGCACACUUUUCUCCCACUUUUUUAUGAAUGCCAUGAAUUCGGACAUACUACUCAUACUGUUUUUUUUGCCUACUAUAUGCAAAGAAUACUAUAUGGGAGGUAUGCAGUUACAGAUGCAGUCUAUGUGUACCAAGGGUCUUUAAUUUCAGGACUAUGAUUGGUUACAACCGCUGAUGAACAAGAUGUUGUUUGUUUAGUUGUUAUUGUAUUAAAGCUGUGUUUAGCUUUUGGA
Molecule: messenger RNA, 2713 nt
Organism: Cyprinus carpio (common carp)
Lineage: Eukaryota; Metazoa; Chordata; Actinopteri; Cypriniformes; Cyprinidae
Product: glycerol-3-phosphate acyltransferase 4-like
Exons: 9
Coding region: 49-906 (285 amino acids)
Biological process (GO): triglyceride biosynthetic process
Cellular component (GO): endoplasmic reticulum
Molecular function (GO): glycerol-3-phosphate O-acyltransferase activity
Source: RefSeq, a predicted model, not a curated record